Bradysia coprophila is the source of this 2953-nucleotide messenger RNA. RefSeq lists its product as uncharacterized. NCBI's taxonomy places the organism in Eukaryota, Metazoa, Arthropoda, Insecta, Diptera, Sciaridae. The record is from RefSeq and is a predicted model, not a curated record.
GUUGUUUUUAUAAAAUCGUGCAAUGUAUUCGAAAAUAUUCGUGGCGUUUCUGAUUAUUAGCAUAAUUAAUUCUGGGAAUCUAUAUGCAGAAGAGGACGGAGAGACUGAUGCAGAAGCUGAAGCAGAAGCAGAAGCUGAGCCAGAAGCGGAAGCUGAGCCAGAAGCAGAAGCUGAGGCAGAAGCGGAAGCUGAACCAGAAGCAGAAGCUGAACAAGAAGGACAGGAUGAGCCUGAACCUAAUCCUGAAACUCAACCUGAGUCGAAAGGUCAACCUAAGCCGAAACCUGACAGUGAAGCUGAAAUUGUGACAGAAAAAAGACGAGAAGUCUUAACUACCCAGAAACCCACAUCACUUGCCGGACAUUUAGUUCCUGGACUUCCUUUUCCUGGAUAUCCAUUGAAUGGGUAUCCAUUUGCAAGUCCUCCAUUUUAUGGACCACCAGGACUUCCACCUCCUAUGAUCGUACAGCCGUGCAUAAGCAGUCUAUUCGGCCCGAUGCCAUUUACUAAAUGUAAACCUAGCUGUAGCGGUUCUAUACCAUUAAUCCUUUUGUCAUGCCCGAGUCCAAUGUUGCAAUGCUGUUUAUAACUGUGGAGCUAAGAGGUGAGAGGUGAUAUCAAUCAUAUAACUAAUACAAUCAACGCGUAAAAUGUUUGAAGCGCAGAAAAAAGAAGAUCCAAAAAUUGAAUUUGUGUUUAUUCGUUCCGAAGUUGACUGGAUUCAUUUCAACGAAUUAGCAAAUCAAACACAAAGUUAUCUACAAUUUUCAAUCAAUGUGUUUGCCUAAUGCCUACACAAAAAGAGCAAGUUCAUUCAGACAAACAUGUUGAAUGAAUUGAAUUAAUUUUACUUUACGCAAAUCAGUGAAUGGGUGUGUAUCAACUCAAAUCGACUCUAAUACCGUUCGACAAAUCGUGAAAGGGUGACACUUCAGCACGAAUGCAAAGAGUUUUUUUUUUAUAAAAUGAUUCGCGUUUAAGUUUUAUUAACGAAUCUGUUUGCUCGUUCAAUGAGAGGUUUAUAUGCUGCGCUGUUAUAAUUCGUUUGACAAAUGCUCACAAUUCUUAAGGACUCGGCAAGCUGCAUGUGUACUUUGUGCAAAUACUUAAUACAUAAGCUUAUGCAUAGAGUCAGUAGAAACUGCACAACUAUAUGUACUGUCGCUUCACUGAUUCUAGUACAACUACAUACACAGCUUCUAUACAGAUCGAAAUGUCAACAAAAACACAUACGCAAUCGCUCGUUUGACACUUACCUUAGUCUUGUUGUUUGCGUUUAAAAGAAAAAAAAAUGGAGGCGACAACGGAUCUAUUUAUAAAUAUAAUUCAAAAUCAUCAACUAAUUUAUGAUACUGCAUCGAAAGACUUUAAAAAUGUCAACAAAAAAGAAGAUGAAUGGGAGAAAAUUGCGAAAGAAAGUAGAAUGAGCGGUAAACUCUAUUUUUUUGUGUGCAAAUAAUCAUAUUUUCGGCAAUCUAACCUAAAAUCUUAUUAAAUGUAGUGGACGGGGCAAAAAGACGAUAUUUUUCCCUUCGUCAGAAAUAUUCGCGUGAAAAGAAGAAAGAAACAAUUUGUGUCAGAACUAAGCAAACAUUUCGACCAUGGGUAUUUUUCGAAAGACUUUCUUUCCUCGGCGAUUUUAUCAAACCCCGGCGGUAAUUUGGCAAUUUCGCGAUUUUUGAUAUUGGUAGUUUUCAACAAAUGAUUCUUUUUUAGUACGUACACAAGUGAUGUAGAUGGAAUCGAUGAAGAGGAUCUUCUUACUGGAGACCAUUCCAACGACCAGACAACGAAACCCAUUGGAGACAAAAACUUUCAUCAGUCUUCCGGUAAACGUCAUCGUCUGAACGAUUUAAGUGACGAUGAAUAUAACCAUGUAAUGCUGUUCGGCAAGCCACUGUCAUUGGCAGACGAAGACGCUAUCAUGGCAGAGGGUUUGGUAUUUGAAAACAGCCAAAACGAUUUGACAAAUUUUGAAGUUUUGGCUGAAAUAGAAUUGGAACAACAACAAGUCCCAGUUUUGCUAACCGGUGAAUCAUCAGGUAGCCAGGAGCAAGCGCUCGGUAUUGAUGCACGUACGCCGAGUAUGUUGGGACCGCUCGAUAUUGACGCAUGUGCGUCGAGUAUAUUAAGCCCACACAAUGAAGCAUUGCGAGAUCGUGCUACAUUAUCAAUUGAUGAACAACUCAGCUAUGUAGAAAUACCGUCAUCAGAGAAGGGACUGUGUCCACUUGGUAGUGAGACAUUUCGUGUCCCAUCUUCCACUGCGGCACACAACGCAAAUGUUGAACGAGGCAGCAGUAGUUCAGUUUAUGUUCGGUCCGCAAACUCUCAACACAGCUCUGCUUCGUCAACUCAAAACACGGAAAGCAGUUCACAGGCUGGUACAUCGAAUACACGAUAUCGUUUGAUCGGGUCAACACAACCUGUAGCUCCUAAGCCAACACCACACCGAAACGAUCCUACUGCCAACCGAAAAAUACCUAAUUCGGCGCUCUCCAAAAAUUCUCCAGUUGUACAAGCGACCGUUGCUGUCCGUCAACAGGAAAAGAAUUCCUCGUCGGAUGCUACAAGUAUGGAAAAAAUCAAAGAAAAAAUGGAAUUGUAUUUGAAUGCCUGCAAUGAUAAACUUGUCAAGAAGCCCGAACGUUCACCUCAUGCCAGUUUCCUUUCAUAUUUGGGAUCGAAAAUGGAUGGCAUACCGAAAGAGAAGAUUCCAGCUCUGGAAAAGGAAAUUCUCGACAUUGUGUAUCGUUUUUCUAGUGAGGCAUGAAAUGCCAGUCUUAAUUGCGAUUGAUGUAUUUGUUGCCUUGAAUUUGAGCUUGAGCCGCAAUUUUUAAUUAAUUAAUUUUUACCGCGAUUCUUGUUCAAUUCAAUUCAAAAUUGAGUUAAUUUUAUCUAAAUUUUUAUUGAACUUGUAUUGCCCAUUUCUUGUUGAACUAAAUAAAUUUGA